Messenger RNA from Cucurbita maxima (winter squash), 3206 nucleotides. Its product is annotated as WPP domain-interacting tail-anchored protein 1-like. The transcript is spliced from 5 exons. NCBI's taxonomy places the organism in Eukaryota, Viridiplantae, Streptophyta, Magnoliopsida, Cucurbitales, Cucurbitaceae. The record is from RefSeq and is a predicted model, not a curated record. The coding region runs from base 916 to 2796 and encodes 626 amino acids.
CCCUUUCAUUCUUUCUUCCCAUUCAUCUUCAAGUUUCUUGCGUCUUAUCUUUUACUGCUUUCGAAUUUUUCUCGUUAGUUCUAUCGAGAAAGUGACUGAAAUGUUAUGAUGUGUGCUUGUUGUUUCCCCUGCUUUCUUUACAUGCUCAUGGGGUUAUGGUUUCUAAUUGCCUGGGCUUUAUCGAAGAGAUUUUUUGCGGGAAAUUAUGAUCUGGGUCGUUAGAGAUUUGAUGAUCAUAUGUGGUUUUGGCGAGAAUUUGCACGACAAAUCUAAAUUUGGAUGAUACUGGUCGGGUUUCAAUGUUUGUUCAUUGAGGAUUCUAUAUCAGCAUUUGAUAGUUUCUUUUGGGUCUUUUUGUGAUGAUUCUGUGCAGUUUAAUGUUAUGGGUCGUCAUUUAUAGCCGAACUUGCUCACACUAUUCAUUUCUAGGGUAGUUUUGGGAAGGGUAUCUUAUUUUUUAAGCAAAUGCACUUAUCCGCACACCCAAUCAUUGAAAAGAACAUGGUUAGAGUGAAUUAUAUUUAGUUUUGGGUUAAAAUUUUCUUCCAUCCUCAAGCGAACAGGAAAAAACUGUGGAAAUAAAUAACCCUUUGUUUAGGGAGACAUGGAUUAGAGGGCUUCUAGUAGGGAAGUAGUUAUAUUUAAAAAUGAUUAGGAGAAGGAUUAUAAUCACGUUGUUCACGUUUAUUUAGAGAAGAACUUGUGGAAACAGGGUUUUGGGAUUAAAUGUCAUGGGUUGGGAAUUGUUUUCAGUUGUAGGAUAAUCUUUUUUUUAAGAGGUACUCGGCAAGAUUAUGCCUAUUCUUCAAUCCUUUUCCUCGUGGUUGUGGACAUUCUUACUAGACGAGCAUCUACAGGAGUGGACAGAAUCUAAGGUUAUACAGGUCGCGAACAACAGGACCGCAGGACUCUUAAAUGGAUACUGAUGCUGCAUCUGAAGCAAGCACAUCUGUCAUUUGUGAUAACGUUAGUGUUCUUGGGGCAGAUGAACAUGACAGUAAUUCACGUGCUAGUGGAGAUGCAGCAAGUGGCAGUGAAGUAAUAACCAGGUUGGAAUUGGGUUUGGCACGUGCAUCAGAAAAGCUAGUAAACUUAAGUGUUCUCAUGAUGCAUAUUGCUACAAGGGAAAGUGAAUUUGAAGCUUUGGCGUCUGAGAAUGAACAUAUGUUUGACGAUUCUAUCGAAAGAGCAUCAGAAAUUGAUCUCCUAGCUGGAUUUUUAGAUUCAGAGGUGGAUGAAGUGGAUGGUUUCUUGGCUAGGAUCCAAACUGAUAUUUUCCAUGCUCCCGAACUGAUAUCUUUCUGUAAAAUCUCCAAAGAAACUUCCAUGUACCUGGAAGAAAAGUUGCAAGAUUCUGAAGAAUCCUUAAAACAAUCACAUGAACUGAUCUCUGAUAUUAGAAUUCAGUCAGCAAAGUUACAGAAGAACUUGCGUUAUUAUUAUAAUGGAAAUGACGGUAGGGGCACAGACUCACCAGACAAUAAUCAUUUGGUGGAGAGGAACCCUGUAAUAGACAUGCGAACAGCUGAACAUCAAAUACACAUUCUAAGGAUGCUGGAGAAAUCGCUGGCUAGAGAGAUGGAUCUUGAAAAGAAACUUAUUGAAACAAGUCAAAUCGAUGAUGAACUGCAACUGAGGUUACAUUCUUCACAACAAGAUGUUUAUUCUUUGGAGGAAGAAUUAGAAGAUAUUUGUGGGAGGGGUUUUGAGGCAGAAAAUUUAUCAGAGGUCCUCGUAGGUAUGUCGAAAGAAUUACUCGGUCGGCUUCAGCUUCUACAGUUAAAUGUAAAUGGUUCAAUGCAGAGGGAGGCUGAGUUGAAAUCAAAAUUUGAAGGCUUCAUGGAACAACUGAAAGCUAAAGAUUGUGAACUGCUUAAUUACAAGAACAUCAAUGCCGAGCUGAAGAGCACUUUACAUUCUCAAGCUAAUGACUUGAAUUCCAAACUGAGAGAAGCUGAAGAAAAUUUGAUUGUUGCCAAUUUUGAGACUUCCACGUUGAAGGAGAAGCUACACGAGAAACAGCUCAAGGAAUCUGAGGAAAUUGAAGCACUUAAAAGACAGUUGAGGGAAUCAGAAUUGCAACUUCAGCAGGCUGUGGCUUCUGCUGAAGCUAGUCAUGAGAAGCAAAGCAUGCUCUAUGCUACAAUAAACGAUAUGGAAAAUUUGAUCAGGGAUUUGAAAUUGAAGGCUGUGAAAGCGGACAGUAGAGCGGAUCACGCCGAGGAAAACUGCAUCCUAUUAUCUGAAUCUUAUGCAGAGCUUAAUGAGGAACUGAGGCUUGUUCGUGGUAAACUUGGUUGCUUGGAGACAUCUUUACAGCAGGCAGAGUAUAGAAAGAAGGCUUCAGCAAAAGACAUUGAUGUGCGCACUAAAGUUAUAACAAAUCUGGCUAUGCAAUUGGCUAUUGAGAGAGAUCGUCUUCAUAAGCAGCUUUCUUUUUUAGCAAUGGAAAACAAAUUGUUGACCAUGAAGUUGCAGCAAGCAAAUCAGGAUUCGGUCGUUACAGAUCACAGUGACGCCGUUGAAACUAAAGAAACUGCAUCCAAGCAAGAUUUUUCUACUGCUACCGCUACGACUACUACCUGUGCAAGAGAAAUCGAGGUAGAUGAGACGAUGUUCUCUGCUGCUGGUCGUGAGGGUGAUGUCUCUGAUACGGGAAUUUCUGCUGCCACUGGAUCUGACAUGGAGACCACAAGAAGAAUUGAUGUAGGUGUUUUGAGCUCAAAGCAUAUAUUUCUAGUACUGCCCCUUUUAAUCAUAAUUGCUGCAGUUUUCUUGUCUACACUUCAAGAUUAGAAACUUUACUGAACUAAAAACAGCCUCAUUGGUUAAGAAUAGGGUCAUUUCAAUCUGUAUCCUGAAGCACUAAAGAACUUAUUAACAGGGAGAUUGGCCAAAUUUUGGUGGCUGUAUAGAACUUCGUAACGUCCUUGGUUGAAACGGCCUUCGAGUUUCGUCGACCUUCAAUAUAAAGAUGAGAUGAGAACUGACUGAAAAUGAGGAAGUAGUGUGCUGCUAGGCUAACCAUAUGAUACUUACAUGGAUUGAUGAAUGGAGGAAAAGGAAGCAGUUGCUGUAACUUGAUUGCUAUGCUAGUUUUGAUCUCUCUCAUUUGUUUUUCUUUCUUCUUUCACCGCUUCUCCUCUCUGGAAAGUGGAAAAAAGACUGUUCAGUACUCAAUAUAAUAACAGUUCUUUUACUUCUAA